GACAUUUUGGUAAAGCUUUUUGAAACUUGUUCGUUCUAGUUGGGUAUAAUAGGCCUAUUUACAAUUACCUCCAGCCAUUGUUAAUUCAUUCUAAUUAAUUCAAUGCUACUGUAUUUCUGAAAAUUAAAAUGGCUUUGUCAUGUGCAUCUUUAUAAACAAGGCAUAGGCCUAACCUAUUAAACUGAGACUUCAGACUAGAUAAAGACCAACACAGCCAUGGAUUUCAUUGCUCCAAUCAAGAGUUUGUGGGACAGUAGUAUGAGUCAUGUGUUCUUUCCUGUGCUUGCGGGAAUAUCCAUCAUUAUCCUAACCACCCAUCUCUACCACCAUUUGAAACCCGAGACCCACGUACCACUCAGAGACACCAAGAGCCACAACUGGAAGAGCUCCAAAGUGGUAGGAGAAGCAACCCAUUGCAGCAUCUGUGAAAACUUGCUUUUGACUAAAGGUUAUUACUGUGACAGCUGUGGAGUGGCAGCCGAUCCACCAUGUUUAAAAAACGCUGACAAAACAUUGAAAUGUAAGAGCCUCUCUAACAACGAAAAACCAAUGAAACAUCAUUGGGUCAAAGGUAACCUUCCAUCGUAUGACCACAUCUGCCGAGUGUGCAGUGAUGCGUGUGACGAUGUCGGCCUAACAGACUAUCAGUGUUGUUGGUGCCACACCAUUGUACACACCAGAUGUCUUCCAAAGGUGGCACAGGAGUGUGACCUGGGUCAGUUCCGUCAGCUGAUUGUGCCUCCCUACAGUGUAGAAGUGAUGUCCCGUCGCACUAGUAUCAGCCAUAGACUGAUGCUGUCAUCUGUAACUUCACCAGAUUGGGAUGAUUGGUCUCCUCUCAUCGUUGUUGCCAACCGCAAGUCUGGCAACAACGAUGGUGAUUUAGUUCUGUCGUGUUUCCGGCGCUUGCUCAACCCUGCGCAGGUCGUAGACCUAGCACAGUGGCCACCACAGGCUGCACUGGAGUGGUGCCAACUGCUAGGUCCGUCUCUAGCAACACCAGCCGUCGUGUUGGUGGCGGGCGGAGACGGUACAGUGGGAUGGGUGCUAAAUGCCAUACACCAAUUGAAACUCAAGGUGGAGCCAGUAGUGGGGAUCGUUCCACUCGGCACUGGGAACGACCUGAGUAGAGUGCUGGGGUGGGGCAGUGAACACUCGACGAGCGACAUCACCGGAGAACAGAUCCUGAGAAACAUCCAGCGUGCGACGCCCGUUAAACUGGACAGGUGGCAGGUAGAUGUGAGACCGUUUAGCCACAUCUACCGAGGACACAAACAGCUGUUGAUGUACAAUUACCUCAGUAUUGGAGUGGAUGCUCAAGUUACGCUAGACUUCCACACAACCAGGGAGUCGCCUUUCUAUCUCUUCAGCAGUCGAGUGUUUAACAAGCUGCUGUACUUGCUAUUUGGAACACAACAGUGUGUGGAGCGGAGAUGUCAGGACUUGGAGAACAAGCUGGAGUUGUACCUGGACGGGGUGAAACAGGAGCUUCCUGAGAUAGAGUCUGUAGUGGUGCUGAACAUUCCCUCCUGGGGCGCUGGGGUGGAUCUGUGGUCACUACUGAAACAAGACAUGCCUGAUCUUCCUGAGCAAAGUAUCAGUGAUGGCAAGUUGGAGGUUGUCGCUGUUUAUUCUUCCUUUCACAUCGCACAACUUCAAGUUGGUCUUUCGUCCCCGCAUUAUAUUGGCCAAGCAUCAUCAGUGAAGAUUAAAUUAAAAAACAAAAUGGCAAUGCAAGUUGAUGGUGAACCCUGGAACCAACAACCAGCGGAGAUCAACGUAAACUAUGUGAACCAAGCUUCCGUCCUUCAAUUGGAGGGUGAAGAAGAAGAACUAUCGUAGAAAACUUAUUGGUUCCUAUCCUACCCUGGUAAAACUUAUGAUUUGUAAGUUUCUCCAACCUUUACUAGAUUCCUCUAAUACCUCAUGAAGUACUUCCUAAAUUUCUAUAUCAACUCCUAGUUCUUAUAUACAUAACCAGUAUUUCCAAAUCAAGUGGAACCGUUUAAAGUUGUGGAUAGUUUUUGAUAAGUCAAAAGAUGAUAGGUUUAUACAACUCAACUCUGCACUCUAUGGAAAUGAUCUGUGUUGAAUUAUGCAGUUUUGCUCAUAUUAACCCAUUGACAACAAAAUUUGUUUUAUUUCUCUAUUAAUAUUUUUUUAGGUUAUGUCCUUUUAUGUAUAUUAUCAUAUAAUGUACAUCAACUUGAUAAUUACAUUUCUAACCAUUUUUAACCAAAAUAAAAUCCAAAAAAGAAAAAUCUGUGUCCUCCUCUUCUAUAUUAGUUGUCCAGUUCUAUAUGAGUAGGAAAAAAAUCUAAACAGGUGUUGCAUGCAAUCCUUAUUAAAACUCACUAAUGCCGUCAAAUCCACUCGCGGCGGACACCGUUUAUUUGAGGUGGGACCUCCACUCCAGCCAAGCCACACAUUACCAAGCUAAAUAUGGAGUGCACAUGUUCAGGAUUCAAUAGAAAGACCUUAACGCUACACUCAUCAGUGCAACACCUUAGCCAACUGAGGUACCAUGCCACCUUCAGCCAAACGGGUCAAUUGCUGAUAUAAGCUCACGACGACACUAGCUCUCCUAGGUUAGAUUUAACGUACUAGAGGGCCAGUGGGUUAACAGUACCACUAUCUUGUGGCGAAAUGCGGUGACGGGCUAGACUCACGAAUUGUUGUCAAUGGGUUAAGGUAAUCGUUUAUCUUGAAUGUUUGUUAUUUUUCACUAUUCUUAGAUAAAGAGAAAUAUUUUUAAGUCUUUACGGCAAAAAAGAUUUUUAUUUAAUUUAUGUUAAAAUAAGUAAUGUUAAAAUUCCGUUUUUUCUGGGGCAUUAGGCGUUAGUCAAUGUCUAAAGAUUAUUUGGUUUCUUUCCAAAUUUAAAUUUGUUUCUUUAAGUAUUUUAAUGUAUUUUUAAAUAUUACCUUCUUUAAAUACUUAAAUAAAAUAAAAUUACAAGAUUUUUGCAACAAACUAUGUUCAUACUGAGCAGACGUAACA
Messenger RNA from Macrosteles quadrilineatus (aster leafhopper), 2998 nucleotides. Its product is annotated as diacylglycerol kinase epsilon-like. The transcript is spliced from 12 exons. The record is from RefSeq and is a predicted model, not a curated record. NCBI's taxonomy places the organism in Eukaryota, Metazoa, Arthropoda, Insecta, Hemiptera, Cicadellidae. Bases 217 to 1842 code for a protein of 541 amino acids. Gene Ontology annotation, molecular function: ATP-dependent diacylglycerol kinase activity.